AUGGAUGCUACGGCUCAAUACCAGGUCCCCAGCGUUGAGUCGCCAUGCCCUGAGGCUGCUGUCACUCCGACAAUCGCGGCGCCCUGCGCACCUGCUGAAUAUCCUUCUCCCAUCGCUGUCACCGCGUCCAAUCCAGCAGCGGACCUUCGUCGUUCGGUUCUGCUACGGAGUUCUACACGUCACCUACGCAGGCGUACCCUGAGCAGUUGUGGUGGUAGCAGCCUCGCGCGUAGCCCCUCGCCACUUUCUGACAACGUUGGUCUCAUGCUUUUGCCGGAUACUGGUGCCUCUCCUUUCCCUCUACCUUCCUUAGGUGAGGAAGGGGAUGGAUGUGUAGCCGUAGGGGAUCGCUCGACUCCUGCCAAGAGGCGUCGAAGGUAUGGCGGGAAGGUGGAUUCCCUACAGGUUGGAUUUCUAGACAAUGCUAUUUCCUUGAACGGAUCUAUUACCGACGGUGAUCCUUCGGUUGUUGACGUCUUGGGACCGCUGGAACUAGAACUUCCAGACAACGCAAGUCGAGGGCAGGGAUCAUCGACGGCUUCGGAGGCGGCAAGUAAUGCGACAGCUCACUCCUUCCACCUUGAUGGUCACCUUCCACCGCACCUCCUUGCCAACGACUCUUUUGCGCUAGGAUCCUGCGCCAAUGCGUGGCUUGGCUUGGGGGCAGCAAGAGGUCGCAUUUACUCUAAACAUCCGUGGAUAUUCCGCUACGCCUGCGACCGGGAGGACAAGUCAUGGCUGUCGAGGGCGGGUCAUUUACCCAAUUGCGGCGCUAAGGCCUUCCUUGUUCUAGCCAAACAAAUCUAUGAGGUGGCAUCUAUGGACAAUAGCCUUUCCACCGCAGCCACCACUCGCGGACCUCUACCUCAAUUCGUUCUGCCACCAUGGCUGUUCCGAAAGGUGCGACUGCUACUUGCGUUGUGUUUGCGCUGA
Hydatigera taeniaeformis is the source of this 933-nucleotide messenger RNA. The record is from the annotation of a GenBank genome assembly. Lineage: Eukaryota; Metazoa; Platyhelminthes; Cestoda; Cyclophyllidea; Taeniidae.